Molecule: messenger RNA, 866 nt
Organism: Aphidius gifuensis
Lineage: Eukaryota; Metazoa; Arthropoda; Insecta; Hymenoptera; Braconidae
Product: proline-rich proteoglycan 2-like
Exons: 3
Coding region: 250-822 (190 amino acids)
Source: RefSeq, a predicted model, not a curated record
CCCUGGUGGUAUAAAAGUGACGGAGCAAAUACAAUCGGAACACACAAGCCUCGUGAUCCUCUGACAAUGAAAAUAUAUACCAAGUGAAAAAGUUGCAAAUUUAAUUUUUUUUUUUUUUAAAUCGUGUUUUUAAGUUUACAUCAAAUUUUUCAUUUAUUAAUUUUUUAUUUGAGCUUUAAUUAAUCAUAACUUAGUGACUAUUUUUUAAUUGAUUUUUAAAUUUAAUUUUUAUAUAUUUUAUCAAUCAACAUGCAAGGUCUUGUUUUGACAUUAGUGGUAACAGCAGCAUGCAGUGCAUGGGCUGCACCAGCACCAGAAGCACCACUUGAUUCAUAUUAUCCACCAUCAUCUGGACCAAUUGGUGGUCAAGGUGGUGGUUAUCCAAGUGGUCCAUCAGAUACAUAUGGACCACCACAAAGACAAUCAGUUAUUCAUAAACAUGUUUAUGUACAUGUACCACCACCAGAAGCACCAGAAUAUAAACCACCAAAAUAUCUUCCACCACCAGCAGCACCACAAAAACAUUAUAAAAUUGUAUUUAUAAAAGCACCAACACCACCAACACCAACAGCACCUGUAUUACCACCAUUACCACCACAAGAUGAAGAAAAAACUCUUAUUUAUGUUUUGGUUAAAAAACCAGAAGAAGCACCUGAAAUUUCAAUUCCAACUGUUGCACCAACACAACCAUCAAAACCAGAAGUUUACUUUAUCAAAUACAAGACACAAAAGGAACAAGGUGGAAGCCAAUAUGGACCACCAUCACCACCACAAGAUAAUUAUGGACCUCCACAAAAUGGCAAUUCUGGUGGACCUUACUAAAUAAAGAAAAAAAAAAAAUUACUUUUUUUUUUAAUUAAUAAAAU